AUGGUUUUGGAAGCUGGUUCAAAUCCGAUAGAAACAAUCAAACAUCCUGGGGAAUUCGACACAAUGUUGAAAACAGUUUUAUAUCCUAAAGAUUUCGAUUCAGUUUCAGGCUGGAUACCCGAUGUUGGUGAUGGAAGUAUUUUAAAAGAACCGGUAAGAAAUCUUGCAAAUGACGCCGAUUUAGCUAGAGUGAGAGUUGUUGCUCGAAACACGAUAGAAAGAGUAGGACGAGCAAUUAAUCAUGGAUUCGAAAAACGAGUACUUCAGUAUAAUAAUGUUGUUGAGAAUAAUAGGUGGGGUAAUUACGUAAAUUGGAAAUUAUAUCCUUUAUUCGGUCUGUUGGAACAUAGAAAAGUUUCCAUAGGCUUACCAUAUAAAAUUCAUCUACAAAGAGAAAUCAACAACGAUAAGAUAUUCUUUGGAGAGAAUGGUUCAGAUGCAAAAUUAGAAAUAACGAAUCUCCAACUUUUCAUACCCGUAAUAACACCAUCAAUUGAAGUAGAAACGAAAAUAUUCAACUCGUUAACUAAAGACAUCGAAAUUGCUUUUCUUCGUCGUAACACGGUAGGUAGCAUGACUUUAACGGAAGAAUCCACCACGUGGCCAAUUACCAACAGCGUCAAACCAGCGAGAUAUCUAAUGGUCGGUUUCAAAAACUUGCCAGACUGUCACACAAACAACAACAACAUUUUCAGAGUGGCAAUGAACCAAACUCAAGAUCCCAUCAUUCGCAAAGUUCAAGUCAGAUUGAACAACGAUAAUUAUCCCAAUCAACCUGUUACAAUUGAUCCUUCCAAAAAAAAGAUUACAACGAAUUAUACAGAAACUAUAAAAACAUGUGUGAAUUAUUUGGAAAUCCACCUCAGUUUGAAUAUGUAG
This is a messenger RNA of Lottia gigantea (owl limpet), 879 nucleotides long. RefSeq lists its product as hypothetical. Lineage: Eukaryota; Metazoa; Mollusca; Gastropoda; Lottiidae. The transcript has a single exon. The record is from RefSeq and is a predicted model, not a curated record. Bases 1 to 879 code for a protein of 292 amino acids.